This is a messenger RNA of Cimex lectularius (bed bug), 858 nucleotides long. RefSeq names its product chymotrypsin-2-like. Gene Ontology annotation, biological process: proteolysis. The coding region runs from base 1 to 858 and encodes 285 amino acids. Lineage: Eukaryota; Metazoa; Arthropoda; Insecta; Hemiptera; Cimicidae. The transcript has 2 exons. The record is from RefSeq and is a predicted model, not a curated record. Gene Ontology annotation, molecular function: serine-type endopeptidase activity.
AUGUGCACGUACAGAUAUGGCCAGCAGUUCAAAAGCAAAGCCCUGAUCGAUUUGUUGUUGUUUAUUUUAGUUCUUAGCGAUUGCUAUUUGACAACUUCCGGGUCGAACGGAAAAGUAAUAGGUGGAAGGAAAGCCGUCCUAGGCGAAUUUCCAGCGACGGUGUGUCUCGACGGCAUUAUACGAUGCGGAGGUACGCUUGUGUCAUUGGUCACAGUCAUAACAGCUGGCCAUUGUUUUUUUCUCAAAGAAAAGCGCGUGAAUCCCAGCGACAUCGUGAUAAUCGGAGGUACAGUGGAUUUGGAAGAAGAAUCGGGUGACAAGCAAUACCGUGUGAACGACAUAGCGUUGGCGUUUUUGGAGUCUGCUUUCAUCGAAACAAAGACGCUCAAACCCGCGUUUUUCCCGGCAAGUAAUGCGGCGGGAAUGAGAGAGUACAUGGAUAGAAUAAAGGCGUCAAACGCGACCUGCCACGGCACAGGAUACGGUUUCGUCUCCAUGGAACCGAAAAUCAUCUCUCAAUAUUUGAAAGUGAUCGAAUUAAGCCUAUUGCCUGACAUAGUGUUGCCUGAAUUGAUAGAAUACGAAAUGUGUGCCAUUUCGAAUAAAGCCUUCCAUCAAACGUCAUACGGAGAUUCGGGAUCGACGUUCCUUUGCGGUGGUCAAAUCGUUGGCUUGACAAAAGGCGGUUUAGGUACUCUUCCAGACGACGAACAUAUCAACGUUUUGGUUUUUACGCUUUUGGGCCCUUACUUCGAAGAUUUCGGACUUGGGGGAUGCGAUGGAAUGCCAAAUUUCCUAUUUCUUCCAGUUGUCCUUCUAUGCUUCCUCUUCUCGUCGUUCUACUGUUCAAGAAUCUGA